GGAUAAGGAAAUGCGGCUAGGGUUUUGAUACCUGCUCUUUGUUUCCAGUUCCAGAAGGGAGAAACCGAGAACCUCACUAUAAUUCCGUUUGAAAUGCCUACUCUCUUCAUCUACACCGCUGUUUGAUCUCAACCCCCCAAUACCCAAAAUCCACAAAAUUCCAUCGUCAACAAUCAGAGUCUAGAAAUCCAUCGAUCAAAAGAAAGAUGGAGGUAGCGGCAGCUGGGCCGUCGCUGAUCCGGUUGCUGGCUUCAUGCGACAAGGCCACCCGCGACAAAGCUCUCGCCACGCUUGUCAAGAACUGGCUUCCUAAUCAAUCUGAGAUCUCCGAUGAUGACAUGAAGAAGCUCUGGAAAGGUCUUUUCUACUGCGUGUGGCACGCCGACAAGCUUCCGGUUCAGACCCAACUCAUCGACCAAAUCUCUUCCGUGCUUCCCACUCUUGACGUCCCUCUUUCUCUGCACUAUUUCUCCGUCUUCUUGCUGACUAUGCGCCGUGAGUGGACAAGUAUAGAUGGGCUCAGGUUAGAUAAGUUUUAUCUCUUGAUUAGAAGGUUUUUGCAUUGUUAUUUUCUUAUUUUGAAGAACAAUUCGUGGGAUUUGGAGUUGACUCGUCGUUUAAUGAGUCUCUUGGUAGACAAGACGUUUUUGGCUGAGGAUAAGUUUCAGGGGAACGGUGUUCUUUAUCACAUUGCUUCUGUUUUUCUUGAGGAACUCAGGCCUUUUCUACCGGUGAGGAAGGAGGUUGUGGAAGUAGUUUUAAUGCCGUUUGUAUCGGUUAUGGGGACGGUAGCUAAUAAGGUCUUAGUUGGGAAGAUUAAGAGUAAUGUGUUUGAUGAGUUGGUGAAGGUGGGGAAUAAGUUGCUGGAGGUUAAGAAAUCGGGGGUUGACAUUGACAAGGGUGAUGAUGCAGUGGUAUUGGGAUCAAUUGCCUUAGUGAUGGGGUUUUCGGCAAGGUUUUAUGAGUUGGGUUCUUUAAGCAACUGCUGUCAGGGAAAUAGGAAAACUCUGUUUGGAUUACAUGAAAAGUUUUUGAAGUUGGAGAAGGAUUUGGCAUCAUCUGGUAUUGAGAUAUCGAUUCCUGAGGUGACUGGUGAUGAGGAAGAUGAGGUGCCCACUUUGAUUCCUAGUGUUGAUGAGAAGGAAGGUUUUGCUGCAAAACCUGCUAAUGGUAAUGGGAAUUCUGACAAGGCUCUGAAGAAGUGCGUCAAAGUGAAGAAAACUUCGGGUGGAGGUGAAAAGAAAGGUAAGAAAGGCAAGAAGUCAGUUUCUGAUGACCCGGAAGAUACCUUAAUGGAUGGUAAUCACAAUAGCAUUGUUGUUGCAAAUGGCGAGAAUUCAAAGAAGGAAGGCAAUAGCAAUGGGAAUUUGUUGACGUUCGAUGAAAAUGUGAUAUCAAAUCUUCAGGUGAAAUUCGAGAAAGUUGCUUCUGAAGGGGGCUUGAAAAGCAAUAUGGCAAGUGUUUGUAAUGAGACUGAGGCAGUAGGUAAUGGUGCUGGGUCGAAGAAGAGAAAGAGAGGAAAGAAAAUGGAUAGUCAAGGAUCUCAGAAUAUGGACUUAGCUGUGGGUGAAGAGGAUGCUGAAGCUAGUGCAACAGCAAAAGGUGGUGAGAACAGCGUAAAGAGGGUAAAAUUUUCGAUGAAACACUUGGUGUGGAAGCCUCACAAUCCCCUACCUCCACAAAGUUUGAGAUUGCCGCCUUCAGUUACUCCUAGAGGAAGUGCUCUCAAGAAAGGAGUUCCUCCAGGCCCCAUUAGGGAGAUGCCUCCUCCAACUAAAAAGGUAAAACAGAAGACAAAAUCUCCGAAGAAGGCAAGGAAGGCAAUAAAGAGCAUUUCGUUCGUAGUAAAGAAAUACAAGAAGUUGAAGUCUCUAACGCCCUCUUAGGGCUAUUUUUAAUAUUUGUUCUCCUUGUGAUCAAAAUUCUUCCAAGCUUUUCUUUUGAUGCCUGCAUUACUUUUUUUGCCCCUAUUGUUAUUUCUAUAUUCUGUGGAGAGAGCUGAUUUCUAGCCCCUAUAAUGUGAAAGUUGGCACUGGAUUUAAACAAAAGAAAAAGAUCAAGAGUGACAAUUGCUCAACUUUUUACAUAUGAAAAUUGAUUGAUCCCUUGAUUUUAA
Carica papaya (papaya) is the source of this 2116-nucleotide messenger RNA. RefSeq names its product ribosomal RNA processing-like protein. NCBI's taxonomy places the organism in Eukaryota, Viridiplantae, Streptophyta, Magnoliopsida, Brassicales, Caricaceae. The record is from RefSeq and is a predicted model, not a curated record. Gene Ontology annotation, cellular component: preribosome, small subunit precursor; nucleus. Gene Ontology annotation, biological process: rRNA processing.